Molecule: messenger RNA, 11592 nt
Organism: Coregonus sp. 'balchen'
Lineage: Eukaryota; Metazoa; Chordata; Actinopteri; Salmoniformes; Salmonidae
Source: the annotation of a GenBank genome assembly
AAACUGUACCUGGCGUCCAAAACAUCCCUCCCAAGUCACCCCUCACCCCCUAAAUCUCUGAUGGAUCAGAGGACUCAGGGGGGGCCUGCUACUCCACCCCCCCUCCCCACCACUGCUCCCCCAGGGGAGCGAGAGAAGGAAGGAGGAGGUGGGAAGAAAGAUGCAGAGGAGAAGAAGAAGGAGAGAGAGGGGUCGCAGACGGACUCCUCUUCUGCUGCAGGUGGAGGAGGGGGCUCCGGUGAGCAGCAGCCACCCCAGUUCUCUGUCAAAGAGACUAGCCUCCAUGAGGGCAACGUCAAACUCAAGAUCGGCCUGCAGGCAAAACGUAUGAAGAAGCCACCCAAGAUUCUGGAGAACUACGUGUGUCGGCCGGCCUUUAGGGCCACCGUGAGACCCAGCGGGCGCGGAGGUGGCCGGGGGAACCGCGUAGGAGUAGGGACAGGCGACGGGGGCAACCAGACCCAGAGCCCACCACACGGCAGAGAGAGAGAGCAGAGUCCUGGCAUGAACCGACCCACCCCACCGUCUUCAUCUCCCUCUGCUGUUGCUGCGCCUACUCCUCCUCCACCUGUUCCUGCUCGUUCUACCACUUCACCCAUUCCAGUGAAUGGGAUUACUCCAGCUAAACGGGUAAGCAAGGCAAGCAUGUAUUAUGCUAGGACUUUGAUCAAAAAAACAUAUCCCUGUCAAACAAGGAAGCCUAACUAAAGAGACUAUUAGGAAUUGCACAAGACGUGUCUUGCUUUGGACUGUGCCAAAAAGAGGCAACGCAAUACUGACAGCCAGUUCACACAUAUGAUAACAUUUCCAUUUCUUCCAACACUGUUUCACUGGUUUGAAUUCACAAAUUAUAUUUGUUACUUGUAAAGCCGAUUUGCUUCAUAUUUUAAACAAUAAUCUCAGUUUCUUUGUCUGUAUUCUCUUUGUGUCCCAUUCUGGCUUGUCUCCCCUUCCAAUCGAUCCCUGCUCCUCUCCUCUGCUCUCCUCUGCUCUGUCCCAAAUACAUUUUGAGUUUAGAGCAGGGCUCUCCAACCCUGUUCCUGGAGAGCUAUCCUCCUGUAGAUUUUUGAUCCAACCUCCGCUAUAACUAACAUGAUUCAACUUAUCAACCAGCUAAUUAUUAGAAUGAAGUGUGCUAGAUUAGGGUUAGAGUGAAAUCCUUUAGGACGGUAGCUCUCUAGGAACAGGGUUGGAGAGCCCUGGUCUAGAGGAUCUUCCCCUCUGGGCAGAACUGGGAAGCAGUAGUGGACAGGAAAUCCCAUCAAUGAACUACAGUUUACAUAGGGAUAAACAAAACCUGAUUGGAUUCCAUCUAGACCGUCUAGGUUGCCUUAUUGACAGGGUUGUGCUUUAAGCCUGCUUUAUGUGGUUGUCAAAUGCUUCUUUCUGAGCUUAAUUUUUUCAAUUAUGUUUUCUGUUCUAGAUAAUUACCAGAAAGCAUUGCCUGGGUUUGGAUGCAUAUCAGAAGAUUACAAAUAGUUCAACAUUUUUAAUUUUUUUUUAAUUUUUAGUGAAACACAACGAUACCUUUCUGGGAACUACCUUUCUGUGAAAUGGGUUGGCCUUAUAAUUCUGCAAGAAAUGGCAUUAGAUUUUAAUAUUUGUAUUCUCUUUUCGCAGGGUCUUCCAAAACUGGCCUGCAAGUCGGACAAAUCUGAGGCGAAGUCGGACGGGAAAUCCGCAGCCUCUAUGGAGAGACCCCUGAAUCUUCACCGUCCUUUGGCAGACGGCAAAACGCACCAUGCCUCUGGGAAGAAGACGCCCACGCCCCAAACCAAGUCUCCGACCUCCUCGCCCUCCCCUCCUGCGCCCCCAUCACCGGAACCCAGCGUGGAAGCCGCUACCAAACCUCCUGGGUACACUUACAGCAGUGAGGGUCUGAGGGAGAAGGACCGGGGCGUUCCUAGUUGGGGCGCUCCUACUGUCACUGAGAAACUAGCGCAACUCAUCGCCACCUGCCCUCCCUCAAAAUCCACCAAAGUGAAACCCCCCAAAAUAACUCCCUCUCUCACCACCCACACCACUUCUAAUUUUAUGGCCCCCACCCCUAAGCAGCGAGACCGCGCUAUGGCCAACAGGGCGACCUAUUCUAGAGCGGUCCACUUAGCUCCACCCACUCCCGUCUCACGCCCUCCUGGCCGCCCCUAUGGCUCCCGGAACAAUAAAGACAGUGUUCUGGAGAAGUCAUCCACCCCGCCUGGGAAAGAGGAGGCAGAUGGGGCCAGCAAGUCUGGCAACAACAGCAACAGCAGUCGCAGCAGCAGUCCCGCACUAACUUAUGGCGGCGGCAACAACCGCCUGGCAACAACUUCAAAGGACAACAACAACGACAGCAACAGUAAUGGCGCGAAGCCGCUACAGUCACGUCUCACUCACUGCCCACUGCCCCACUCUGCCUCCUCCUCUUCCUCCUCACCACCUCGUUUGUCAUCCUGCUCCUCUUCAGAGAAGAGGACAGGGAGCGUGCCAAGUCGCCAGGGCUCCCCUGCCUCUCAAGGACACCACUCCCGAGACCGAGACAUUCCCUCCCAGGCAGAGGAGAGGGAGAGCAGUGAGAGGGAGCAGGAGCGUGACCGGAACGGCCCCAGAGACUUAACCAAAUGCUCCCUUCCUUCAGCAUCAGGCAAGCAGGAGGCCAAGGACAAGGGGGCUAAUCAGUCACUCAGAGGGGAGAGAAGCAAGAGCUCGAGCCCCAGUAAACGCAGUCCCAACCCCAUUAAACGCAGUCCCAACCCCAGUAAACGCAGUCCCAACAGGGAAAGGGACGGUCACACCAGCGGUACCUCCAGUCCCCCGGAGUCUGUGAGACAGACUGCCUCGCCGCCAGAGCCCGCCGGCGACCAUUCACCCCCUCCUCUCAGAGACGAGUCCCCUGGAGACGAGUCACCGGGCUCUCCCCCAGAGCAGGAGAACAAACCCCUGAAGAAGCGGCGAGGCAGAAAGCCCCGCUGGACCAGAGUAGGGAACCGGACACAGAGGGCGGGCCAGGGCAGCCCCGUUGACCAGUGCGAAACCAUCAUGCCUUUAUCCUCCUCAGGCCUUGAUACUCCCCCGCCCAUACGCAGGCCUGUAGGACGGCCUCCUAACCCCAAUAAGGUCAAGCCUCCCGCCGUGUCUCAACUCUUUCCUCAGCCAGCCAGGAAAAGGGGACGUCCCAAGUCUAAAAUGCCCAGGCUGGACGCCCCCACUCGGGGACGUCCCCCUCACAAACUGGCACCCUCUAAGGUAUUUUCUUUACACAAGUCGAAAGAGGAGCAGGACCCCCCUGUUCUCCACCCAGAGGUAGAUCUUAAUCCUCCCAAACCUAUGCCCAGGAAGCGGGGACGACCCAAACGCCUGCCCCCUACCUUGCCGCAGGAGGGUCAGCCCCCCACUCUGGCACCGGAAGCGGGGGACGGGAAACAGUUCCGGACCAAGGGCAACGGGCAGCUCAUCAUGAAGACCAUCAUAGGCAAGAUCAAUAAGAUGAAGAGUGUCAAACGCAAACGGUUCCUCAGCCAGAUCCUGUUAGGACCAGGGUCUGGACCAGAGCAGGAGCCCCCCAGAGGAACUGCCAGUGGGGUGGUGGGCCAGGUAGCAGCUGCAACCCAGUCUCUAUCCUCCUUGGCUGCGUCUUUUGGAGGCAAACUGGGACCCCAGAUUAACGUAAGCAAAAAGGGGACGAUAUACAUGGGGAAAAGGAGGGGGCGCAAACCUAAAGCGCCAAUAAAUCCCUCUUUGGCAGCUCCAACACCACCCCCUGAGGGACCUUUCCUGUCCCCAAACACCACGUCGCCCCUCCACCACCAUCAGUCCCAGUCUCAGCAGCAGCACCAGCUCCCGUCCGCCGAGGUGUUCCCCUCCCCCUCGCUCUCCCAGUCCAGCGGAGGCCAGAGCCCCAUCAGUGACGCCUGCUUUGUGGCGCCGGGGGCAGUGCACUUCCUGACGCACCCGCACUUCCACAGCCACGGCCACCACUCGUUCCCCUUCCCUCCCCCGACGUUCUCAGCCCCCUCCCCUCGCACUCUGGGCCCUCUGGGCUCAUCGGCUGCUGUGGCCUCCCAGAAGAAGUCGUGCCGUGGCUACCAUCACCACCACCACCAUUACAGGCAGCACUACCACUACCGUAAGUUAUCCCCUCCUAGGCCCCUCCACCCCACCUCCCCUGCACCUCUGAGUGAGCUGAAGGAAGCCACCCCCUCGCCCGUCAGUGAGUCUCACAGUGAGGAGACUGUACCCAGCGACAGCGGCAUAGGAACAGACAACAACAGCACUUCUGACCGGGGGGAGAAGGCCGGAGGGGCAAGUGGCCUGGGCAAUGCGGGGAUGCCACCUGGGAUGGCCAGCGGACUGCUAAUGCCAGGGGUGAUGGGCUCAGCCGUGGGGGUAGGGGUUGGGCUAAACCCUCGCGGUGGACUAAGACACUCGUCCUCAAUGCUGCUGGAGCAUCCCUCGCCCUCUCCGUCACCACUGGGGGCGAGGUCCUCACCAGACCCCCGCAGGCCCCACCCGGCGGCCCCUCCCUCUGCACUAGUGGGCCACAAAGAGAAACACAAGCACAAAUGCAAGCGCCGGAGCCACGGCUGCCCGGGCUACGACAAGCUAAAGAGGCAGAAGCGUAAACGCAAGAAGAAGUUCCUGCAGCUGCGCUCCCGGCGCCAGGACCCUGACUUUCUGGCCGAGCUGGAUGAGAUUGUGGUGAGGCUGAGUGAGAUCCGGAUAGCGCACCGCACCCCUGCGCUCAGACUGGGCAGUGGGCUGGGGAUGCCCCCAGGAGCUGCAGGGGCGGGCAGAGUACCAGGGGUGGGUGGCAGGGCCGCUGGGGCAAUAGGAGGCGCUGGUGGCCCCCCUCCGCAUCACUACCUACACAGAGACCUGCUUCCCACCAUCUUCAGGAUAAACUUCAGUGGCUACUACUCCCCCCACCCCUCAUACCCCUGUGACUCUCUGCACUACGUCCGCAAGCCAGACCUGAAGAAGAAACGCGGGCGCCCUCCCAAGCUGCGGGAGUCCAUGUCAGACGUACCAUUCGUUCAUGGGCUGGGGUUCCCUCUAUCUAGCGGUGGGUUCUACCACCCGUCCUACGGUGUUCCAUACUCCUCAGGUCCCCUUGGUCUGGGCUACUACAGAGGAUACCCCCCAGCCAGUGCCCUGUACCCCCACCCCCAUCACCAGAACCCCCACUCUGCCCCAUCUCACCACUCCCAUCACUCCCCCUCCUUCCCCCCACCACCUCCCCCCUCCUACGUGCACCACCACCACCCGUCACACCUCCUGCUCAACCCCUCCAAAUUUCACAAGAAGAAACACAAGCUGCUGAGACAGGAGUUCCUGGGUGGGGGCCGGUCUCCCGUACUCUACCCGGCCAUGUCCUCAGAGCUGUCGUUCGGCUGGCAUCACAAACACAAACACAGACACAAACACCGAGAUCGCUGUGCCGAGGAGGACGGGGAAGAGGGAGGAGGAGAGAGCCGAGGCGGAGCGGGAAUUUCAGAGAGCCCGGGGUCAGGAAGGGGAGAACGCGGAGCCAGCGGGGCCGGAAUGGCCGAAUCUCUGCAGCGCUGCCGCUUUGGAAGAGACUCCACCCCUACUACCACCAGUGCCAACAAACAAGCCACGGCCACCUCAGCCAACUCCCCUUCCUCGUCCUCCUCUUCCUCAGCCGAGAGGUACAAGCGCAAGGAGACAUCCCUGUCCUGCCUGGGGCCCUCUCGCCUGGCCCAGGGCAGUGCCGGGCCCCGGGGCCACCAACCCGUAGAGUCCUGGUUCAGGAUGGGCAGCUCCGAGGCAGACUACGCUAAGCUCUCACGGAACCCCGCUGGGGCCAGCCAGGGCCCGUUCACAGAUGGCCAGGGAGAAGACCCGGCGGGCUGCUCAGACAGCGAGGAGGAAGACGAGGAACCCAUCACGCCCACAGACAAGACGGAUCCCAACUCCCAGGACCCCCCGCACCACACCAACCUGUUCGCCACCGCCCUGACCCGUACCUUGCUGAGAGGAGGCCGAGGCAGGAAGGGAGGGGCGGCAGAGAGUUCUAACUUCACCCGGAUGGAGCGGACGCUGAGAAAGGAGCACUCCUCGUCAGCAGAGAGGAGAGAGACGGGUGAGUCAUUGUGACAGGGCUUUCUGUUAAAGAGAGUGAGAUGCUGAAAUACAGUGAGCUCAAAGUGUUGGGACAGUGAAAAUGUUUUGUUUGUUUUGGCUCUGUACUCCAGCACUUUGGAUUUGAAAUUCUACAAUGACUAAAGGUUAAAGUGGUUAAAGUGCAGACUGUCAGCUUAAUUUAGGAACUUGUUGGAUGCUUUUGCUGUUUGUUUUGGUUGUUUCAGAUUAUUUUGUGCCCAAUGGAAAUGAAUGGUAAAUUUUAUAACUUUCUCACUCAUCAUUAUUCAUUCAGGAUUAUCCUUCAUGGUAGCGUCCACAUUAAUGUAGAAGUGUUUAGAAACCUUAUUCUUAUUUACACUGAACAAAAAUAUAAACGCAACAUGUAAAGUGUUAGUUUCAUGAGCUGAAAUAAAAAAUCCCAGACAUUUUCCACACGCACAGAAAGCUUAGUUAUCUCAAAUAUUUUGCACUAAUUUGUUUACAUCCCUUUUAGUGAGCAUUUUUCCUUUGCGAAGAUAGUCCAUCCACCUGACAGGUGUGGCAUAUCAAGAAGCUGAUUAAACAGCAUGAUCAUUACACAGGUGCACCUUGUGCUGGGGACAAUAAAAGGCCACUCUAAAAUGUGCAGUUUUGUCACAACACAAUGCCACAGAUGUCUCAAGUUUUGAGGGAGCGUGCAAUUGGCAUGCUGACUGCAGGAAUGCCUACCAGAGCUGUUGCCAGAGAACUGAAUGUUAAUUUCUCUACCUUAAGCCACCUCCAACGUCGUUUUAGAGAAUUUGGCAGUCCUUCCAACCGACCUCACAACCGCAGACCACGUGUAAGCACGCCAGCCCAGGACCGCCAUAUCCGUGUUCUUCACCUGCGGGAUCGUUGGGGGUUGGGGGGGGUUCUGUCUGUAAUAAAGCCCUUUUGUGGGCGAAAACUAAUUCUGAUUGGCUGGGCCUGGUUCCCCAGUGGGUUGACCUGGCUACCAAGUGGGUAGGCCUAUGCCCGCCAAGGACCACCCAUGGCUGCAACCCUGCCCAAUUAUGUGAAGAUCAUCCAUAGAUUAGGGCCUAAUGAUUUUUUUUCAAUUGACUUAUUUCCUUAUAUGAAAUUGUGGCAUGUUGCGUUUUAUAUUUGUUCAGUAUUCAUUAAAAGCGACUUCAAAAUGACACAAUACAUUAUUUACCAUUCAUUUCUAUUGGGCACAAAAUAAUCUGAAACACAACCAAAACAAAUGUAAUCAUUGGGUGCCAGAAAUAUGGGACCAAAUACUACACUUUUGACUAAUUUAAUACACAUAUAAGUGAAUUUGUCCCAAUACUUUUGGUCCCCUAAAAUGGGGGGACUAUGUACAAAAACUGCUGUCAUUUCUAAACGGUUCACCCGAUAUGGAUGAAAAUUAAAGCUGACAGUCUGCACUUUUAUCCUCAGUCAUAGUAUCAUUUCAUUCCAAAGUGCUGUAUUACAGAGCCAAAACAACAAAACAUUUGUCACUGUCCCAAUAUGUUUGGAGCUCAUUGUAUAAUGUUAGCCUACAGUGUCAGUGUCUAGAGUCUGAGACUACAGUACCAGUGUCUUGCUGAAAUCUAGCGUAGCACAGUACUAGUGUGUGCAUCAUCAAAGUGAGGGAUUCUUCUGCAGUGUUUAGGCUAUUUGCAUUGAUGGAAAAUGACUUUUUUGAGAGCAUUCAAAAUCCCUGUGCUAUUUAUUGCUCCGAAUGUGAGUUCUGCACCAAAAUCUUUCUUUGUACUAAUUUUGGAAUUCAACCCAAAUUAAAUCUGACAUUGUGAAGGUUAUUCAAUUGUGCACCAAAUUUACUUCCAAAAAUAGUUAUGCUGCUAGUGCCUCAAGAAUUCAGGUUUCUGUUUUGAUUGGAUGAUGUCCGCUUAGCUUCAUUUCUUGGCAAUAAGUAGUGAAAUUGGCCUGGUAUGCAUAGUCAUGAGUGGCAGUAUUGAUUCCAGGGUUAUGUAUCCAUGCAGUGACCACUUUACAAAGCACCAUAUGGCAUAGUGAGCACUGAACACUAUGUGCAUCUCAAAUGGACCUUGUUAAAAGUAGUGCGCUGUAUAGGGAAUAGGGUGCCAUUUGGGACUCACAGUGUUCAGUGCUCACUAUGCCAUAUGGUGGUUUGUAAAGUGGUCACUGCAUGGAUACAUAACCCUGGAAUCAAUACUGCCACUCAUGGCUGUGCAUACCAGGCCAAUUUGAAGUUAUCUCUGCUGAAUCACAGUGUUCAAUGAAUCAUUAUAAACGGGGUGGUUCGAGCCCUGAAUGCUGAUUGGCAGAAAGCCAUGGUAUAUCAGACUGUAUACCACGGGUAGGACUAAAAAUUACUUUUUACUUUUCUAAUUACGUUGGUAACCAGUUUAUAAUAGCAAUAAGGCACCUCGGGGGUUUGUUGUAUAUGGUUGCGUUGUGCACAAGAACAGCCCUUAGCCGUGGUAUAUUGGCCAUAUACCCCACGCCCUCGUGCUUAACUACAGUACCAGUCAAAAGUUUGGCCACACCUCAUUCAAGGGUUUGUCAUUAUUUUUGUAGUAACCAAACAAGUGUUAAACAAAUCAAAAUAUAGGUUAUAUUUUAGACUCUUGGCAUUCUCUCAACCAUCUUCACCUGGAAUGCAGUCUUGAAGGAGUUCCCACAUAUGCUGAGCACUUGUUGGCUGCUUUUCAUUCACUCUGCCGUCUGACUCAUCCCAAACCAUCUUAAUUGGGUUGAGGUAGGGGGAUUGUGGAGGCCAGGUCAUCUGAUGCAGCACUCCAUCACUCUCCUUCUUGGUAAAAUAUCCCUUACACAGCCUGGAGGUGUGUUGGGUCAUUGUCCUGUUGAAAAACAUAUGGUAGUCCCACUAAGCCCAAACCAGAUGGGAUGGUGUAUCGCUGCAGAAUGCUGUGGUAGCCAUGCUGGUUAAGUGUGCCUUGAAUUCUAAAUAAAUCACAGACAGUGUCACCAGCAAAGCACCCCCACACCAUAACACCUCCUCCUCCAUGCUUUACUGUGGGAACCACACAUGAAGAGAUCAUCCGUUCACCUACACCGCGUCUCACAAAGACAUGGCAGUUGGAACUUUCCACCGGUCUAAUGUCCAUUGCUCGUGUUUCUAGGCCCAAGCAGGUCUCUUCUUUUUAUUGGUGACCUUUAGUAGUGGUUUCUUUGCAGAAAUUCGACCAUGAAGGCCUGACUCACACAGUCCCCUCUGAACAGUUGAUGUUGAGAUAUGUCUGUGACUUGAACUUUGUGAAGCAUUUAUUUGGUCUGAAAUUUCUGAGGCUGGUAACUCAAAUGAACUUAUCCUCUGCAGCAGAGGUAACUCUGGGUCUUCCAUUCCUGUGGCGGUCCUCAUGAGAGCCAGUUUCAUAGCGCUUGAUGUUUUUUGCGACUGCACUUAAAGAAACUUUCAAAGUUCUUGAAAUGUUCCGUAUUGACUGACCUUUCAUGUCUUAAAGUAAUGAUGGACUGUCAUUUCUCUUUGCUUAUUUGAACUGUUCUUGCCAUAAUAUGGACUUGGUCUUUUACCAAAUAUGUCUAUCUUCUGUAUACCUUGUCACAACACAACUGAUUGGCUGAAACGCAUUAAGAAGGAAAGAAAUUCCACACAUUACCUAUUAAGAAGGCACACCUGUUAAUUGAAAUGCAUUCCAGGUGACUACCUCAUGAAGCUGGUUGAGAGAAUGCCAAGAGUGAGCAAAGCUGUCAUCAAGGCAAAGGGUGGCUAUUUGAAGAAUCUCAAAUAUAAAAUAUAUUUGUUUAACACUUUUUUUGGUACUACAUGAUUGUUAUUUCAUAGUUUUGAUGUCUUCACUAUUAUUGUAAAAUAUACAAAAUAAAGAAAAACCCUUGAAUGAGUAGGUGUGUCCAAACUUUUGACUGGUACUGUAUGUCCUUUAGAAAUCCCUUGGAGGAACACAAUGCCAUCCCCUGUAUGUACAUCUGCCCUCCACCGGCCCUGACAUUAGAUAGCCCUAACCAGUGAUUAAGGGCUUGGCAGCAAAACCCCCAUAAUUACUUAAACUGGCCCUGCUUUUUGCGUGGUUGUCAUUGUAGCCUUGUAGGAUGUCCAGCGAGAUGUUCUAUUUCCAUAAGAAUAGUUGCCUCGCCGUGGUAGUAGAGCUGGACGUUUUGUUACAGGCUAUAUUUGGUAGGCUUCCUUCCCCAUCAAAAACUAUCAAACUGAAAGGCUGCGUCUGUCUUAGAUCCCUGUGUACACACUACACCUGCUCUCAGCUAAUAUAGAUGAACAGGGAAGACUGGGUGCUUUGGGUAACGAUUCAGCUUCAUCAAGCUGCCUGACUGAGAUAAGUGUGUGUGUACUCUGUGUGAGGAGGCCAGGCACGCUGGGUGGAAGGCUCCUGGUGAGGCAGCAUGGUGUAGUUUGAACCCAGCCAGGGUAAUCCAGGAUUAGAGCUCAGGACACAGGGUCGUCCUGCGGUCACAGACUACACUACCACCACCACCAUGGAGGUAGCCUAGUAGGCAGGGAGGCAGAGGGUGGAGGGUGGGAAGAACCACGCAGAGUGAACCAGAGGAGAGAAAAGAGUGGAGAGGCAGCAGGGGGGAUGGGGAGUGACACAGUCCCCCUUUACAUGUAGUAGGACCGUUCACUAAUGUGAGUGGACUAAAUGCAACACUUUAUGGCUUGAAAGGAAAAGCUGAAAAAGUAUGAAGUUAUUGUUCAUUACGUGACAUAGUAUUUCAGUUUGGUGAGGUGGGCUUAGCCUAUAUGUUUAUCUGUAAUGAACUGCAUUUUGGUGAGGGAAUUGGCAGUGGAUGUCAAUGGCAAAUGUAUUAUUUUCCUUUCAAUUUAAUAUUAAGCCUUGAUAAUUAUUAGACAGCAUUACAAGACCGACAGAGACAAGAUGUAGGCCUAACAGUGGAACUAAGCUAGGGCUUGGACUGGAUAAUAAAUACAAGUUCAUAAGUGUCACGUUGCAGCUUAUUCCUAUGUUCAUCAUCUAAUUCCCCCUCUUCUCUCUCUUUGUCUGUUUCUGUGCAGGCAGUACAUCAGGUGUCCAGACCCGAGCCGACCACUCUACCCCUGAGGACCACCUCAGGCAACACCACCACCACACUCCUCUGUUACACUCUUCCUCCUCCGCCUGCCUCUCUCACUGUGGCCACGACUCGCCAUCCCAGGGCUGCUGCCUGGACGAUGAUGCCUCCCCGCCGCACCACUCCCACCGGGCCCAGCCCUCCAAACACAGCCUGCACCAUGUCAACAAGAUCCUCCGCGCCAAGAAGCUCCAGAGACAGGCGAGGACAGGCAACAACGUGGUCAAGAAGAGGGGCCCCGGGCGCCCCAGGAAGUAUCCCCUGCCUUCCCCGCCCCCGUCGCCGCCCCCUCUGGCCGAAGUGACCCAGACCAGGCACCGGGACCGAGGAGGAGGAACGUGGAAGGGGGACACUGUGACGGACGCGAUCGAGUCGGUGGUCCAGGGCCAGUUCAGGAAAGGUCAGAAGAGGAAGCACUGGGAGAGAGACAGGGACGAGGAGGAUGAAGAGGAGGAGGAGGAAGGGGAGGAG